UUCGUUAGCCGAAAAAAUCGGUUAUCCGCACACCCCUGGAGUACACGACACUUUUCCACGCGCUAUCCGGCAGGCGAUUGUCAAUGGAGCGCGAAAAUUCAAUGAGGAAGACCAGAACCCCGUGGGAUUUUUGCAAAAUUCAUGUAUUUAAUAAAUAAACUCCAUAUAUAUAAAUAUUGAAACGAUGCAAAAUACGGAAAGUAUUCAUUGUCAAAACAGUGUGCUUUUGUAUCAAAAUAGAAAAUUUUUUCUCAAAUUCCGCAAAUUGAGAAAUUCGCAGAAUACUGAAGACUUUCAUUUAUCCACCACUUUUUUUUCGGUACAUUUAUAUUGCGAAAAUGUAUAACGGGUAUGCUGAUGUUGAUGAUCUUCACGUCUAUGUUUAUUGUGGAAAUACGCCGGAACUUCGUCUACAGGAGCUCGUUGCUGAUGUUAAAAUCACUAUUCAACCAGAAAAUGAGAAAAGCUGUUGCAUUAAAAAGUUUCUCAGUUUGAAAGAUAAUAAAUUCGAAAGUAUUGCAAUGAGUGCUGAUUUUGGAGAUUUCGAUGAAAUGGUGUACAACUAUGCGAUUGAUGGAAAGUGUACGAUUGAAGCUGAUAUUACUAUUAUCAAAGAAGUUGGAGACGCAAGAGCUAAGCUGAGAGAUUUUGGAGAAGAAACGAGGGAUGUAUCAGAUGUCGUGAUUAACGUUCAGAAUGAGAAGUUCCAUGUUUCCAAAAUGUUUCUGGCCGCUCAAUCAUCUCACUUCAAGCUUCUCUUCAAAAAUUCCAACGAUUCUGAAAUUGCUUUGGAUGGAAUCAUUCCAGAAGAUUUUCAAAAUUUCCUGGAACUUCUCUACGGUGAACCAGCGCUGACUGAGGACAGUGUCGAGGGAAUCCUACAAAUUGCUGCCAGAUUUGAUGUUUCCACGGUUAUUCGUAAAGGUGAAGACUUUCUGCUCCAAAAAUCGGAAUUUUCACCUGAGAAGAAGCUGCAAAUGUCUUUGAAGUAUAAUUUGGAGAAUCUCAAGAGUAAAUGCCUUUCCGAGGUCAAAUCAGUUGCUGAUAUUCGUUCCGUUUUGCCAAAGGACAUAAAAGAAAUGGAUCAUUCUGUAAUGGCGGAGCUCUUGGAAAAGUCACUGGGUCUUCAAAAGACUUGAAUUGUUUCAUUGAUUUUUCUGAUCCAAAUUUGUUAAUUUUCACUAUUGUUUUGUUGUUGAAUUCUUCAAUUUAAGCUUUUUUUCUAAAUGAAAAAUUGUCCAGAAAAA
Molecule: messenger RNA, 1247 nt
Organism: Caenorhabditis elegans
Lineage: Eukaryota; Metazoa; Nematoda; Chromadorea; Rhabditida; Rhabditidae
Gene: bath-35
Product: BTB domain-containing protein
Exons: 4
Coding region: 339-1139 (266 amino acids)
Source: RefSeq, marked reviewed